AUGCGCGACGUGGGCGUUUUGGCGGAGCAGGGCGCGACCGGUAAUUUCCUCCUUUGGGAGGAAACAUUCGGUAUCCGGGAGCCUGCCUUUCACGCCCUCUUCAAGGACAAAAAAAUCACCACCGGCCUGGGCACGGCUGACAUUAUGUCGCGACACGGUCUCGACCAGCCGGAAUAUUUCAAAAUUCCUCGCUUCGGGCCCCUCGCCGUUCUGAGCUCCGCGAGCGGUGGGCCUUCCAGCACGGGCGGCUUAGACGCCGUGUCUCUCUUUUCGCGCUUGCCCGAGGCUUCCUCCAAGGACGAGGCCAUAACCAUUAUCACCGGGGCCCUAGUGGAAAAGGUGGCCGCCAUUCUGCAAAUGCCGGCAUCCGAGGUCGACUCGUCUCGUCCCAUAUACCGCUACGGGGUUAACUCGUUGGUGGCGCUUAAAAUUAGGAACUGGAUUAUAACGGAGAUAAAGGCCACAGUCGCACUUUUGGAGGUUUUGGCCGCAGUGCCUAUGGAGGUUUUUUCUGCCAGGAUUGCCGAAAAGAGCAAGCUGGUCUCAUUUAAUUAA
Messenger RNA from Pyricularia grisea, 555 nucleotides. RefSeq lists its product as uncharacterized. Bases 1 to 555 code for a protein of 184 amino acids. Lineage: Eukaryota; Fungi; Ascomycota; Sordariomycetes; Magnaporthales; Pyriculariaceae. The transcript has 3 exons. The record is from RefSeq and is a predicted model, not a curated record. Gene Ontology annotation, molecular function: phosphopantetheine binding.